GUGAACGUCACAUAAAACCAGAAAAUGGUUCCAGGAAAAGUUCUUCGUCGAUACGGACUGAACUAAACCCGAUAAAAGUUCGAUAAAACUUUGAAAGAUAAAAGUUAAAAUGAGACCUGGACCAAGUUUGUGUUCAGUAUGUUCAUCUUCCCCCUUUUAGUACUUAUGGGAACAGUACUGGCUGUAAACAACGAUAAACCUGAUGUGUUCGUGUUUGCGAGGAACUCCAGGGUUCAGACCAAAAGUGUUUAUAUGUGUGAGACCAGAGGCUUCAACACAUCAGACAUCAUCCUGAACAUCAAGAAGAUUCGCUGUGUUCAGACUGAAAGGGACGGAGUGAAGACUGAAGGAGUUCAACAAUUUAGAAGCAACAUCUACCAGAGAAGAGACCAUGUGAUCAUUUUAAGGUCUGAAGUGUCUAAUUACAGCUGUGAAGUCAUUCAUGCUGCAUCCAGGUUUCGUGUUGUGAAGGUUUGGGAUCCUGUUGGAGGAGGACGGAUCAUUUCAUCUAAGUUCAUAGACACAAAUAAACCUGAUGUGUUUGUGUUUGCGGGGAACGCCACAACUGAGACCAUCGUCUUCUCGUGUCUGGCCUCGGGCUUCUACCCAAACAACAUCAUCCUGAAUAUGAAGAGGAACGGGCGUAUUCUAACCAGAGAGGACGGAGUGAAGAGUUCAGGAGUUUGUUCAAAUGAAGACGAUGUCUACAAGACAAGAGACUAUGUGGAGAUUAAGAAAUCAGACAAGUCUGUGUACAGCUGUGAAGUCAUUCAUGCUGCAUCUGAUACACAUGUUGAGAAGGUUUGGGAUCAACCUCAGGUGGAGAUGGAUUCACAUAUCGUCAGUGUUCGUGCAGAGAUCGGUCGUCACAGGAUGUUGACGUGCAGAGUCAGAAGCAUCAACACAAAAGACAUCAUCCUGAACAUCAAGAAGAAUCACUGUGUUCUGACUAAAGAGGACGGAGUGAAGACUUCAGGACUUAAACCACAUGGUGACACCUACUGGAGAACAGACUCUGUGAACAUUUCUCAUCCUGACAAGUCUCAGUACAGCUGUGAAGUCAUUCAUGCUUCAUCCAGUUUUCAUGUUGAGAAGGUUUGGGGACCUGACUCUGAUGGAAGAGGACGGAUCAUUUCACCUGAGUUUAUAGACACAAAUCAACAUGCUCUACUCGUGCAGAUGUUUGCAGAGAACUCUAAAGUUGAGACCAACAUCAUUGUGAUAUGUCUGGCCUCAGGCUUCUACCCAAACAACAUCAUCCUGAAGAUGAAGAGGAACGGCCGUAUUCUAACCAGAGAGGACGGAGUGAAGAGUUCAGGAGUUUGUUCAUAUGAAGACCACACCUUCCAGAGAAGAGACUCUGUGGAGAUUAAAACAUCAGACAAGUCUGAUUACAGCUGUGAAGUCAUUCGUGCAUCUGGUAUGAAAGUGGAAAAAACCUGGGAUCAUCAGCUUCCUGAUGACUCUGGUGGAACUGGACACUACACUGGUAUCAUCAGUGGUGCAGUGCUCUUCUUUUUUGUUCUGGUGCUGGUGGGUUUGUUCAGAAGACACAUCCUUGGAGCUGCUCGCAGAUGCUUAGAAUCCUUCACCUCAGAGUCUAAAUCGUCUAUGACCAGCAGUCUUGCCUCUGUUUCUGGAACCUCUGCUUUUAAUGUCUCUAACAGUGACACCAACGCAGAGUCUGAGAGUCUGAAUCCAUCAUCAUCAGGUCCAUCCAUCAGUGAGCAGGAGACUGAGGAAGAGGAAUUUAAAUAAAGACUAAAGUAUUUUGUCGUUUUUCUUGAAAACUCAUGUAUCAACACUAAUCAAAGUGUUUAACUGAGUAAAAAUCUGGAGAAAUAUUCUCCAUUGGUGCUAUAUCACAGGGAACCAGUGGAUCCAGAAAGAGACGGGACAAAGAUUUAGAAAGACAUACAAUGAAACAUAUACAAAUACUGGAUGGAUUUGGACCAAACACCAUUGCAGAAAUCUAAAUGUUCUUUAAUGAAGAUCUGUUUUUAAGCAGCAUAGAAUAUAAGCCAAAAUAUAGCCAAAAGUAUUCUCUGACCUGCCUUUACACACAUAUGAACGUAAGUGACGUCCCAUUUUUAAUCUGGAGGGUUUAAUAUGACGUCUCUGCCCUGUUCUGGGAAGACUUUCCACAGGUUCAGGAGUGAGCUGAUGGUAGUUUUUGAACCAUACUUCCAUUACUGAUGUUGGAGGAAAAGGCCUGGUUCACAGUCUUCAUCUUAUUCAUCCUAAAGGUGUUCAAUGGGGGUCAGGACUCUGUGAGGCCAGUCCAGUUUGUCCUCAUCCAGGUCUUUAUGGCCUGUGCUCCGGUGCUCAGUCACGUUGGAACAGGAAGAAGGUCGUCCCCAAACUGGUCCAGAUCCAGCAUGGAAUAUUGGUGUGCUGAUGCAUUCAGGGUUCCUUUGACUAGAACUAAAGGUCCAAGUCCAGGUCCUGAACAACAAGUCCACACUAAUGAAAAUGAAUGGAUGCUUGAGGGUUCUCUCUAAAAGGAGAAACACUUUUUCUUAUAUUUUUAUGUUUGAAUUUACAUGGACACUGUAAAAUAAAUAUCUGUCCAAAACUGA
This is a messenger RNA of Mugil cephalus (flathead mullet), 2579 nucleotides long. RefSeq lists its product as uncharacterized. The record is from RefSeq and is a predicted model, not a curated record. NCBI's taxonomy places the organism in Eukaryota, Metazoa, Chordata, Actinopteri, Mugiliformes, Mugilidae. The transcript has 11 exons. Bases 139 to 1758 code for a protein of 539 amino acids.